AUGGAUUGGUAUCUGCCUCAUUUCCCCUAUCCGCCUGCAAAGGAUGGGUACUGGGAGCCUGUCACUUCCACCUUGAACUGGUGCGAAGAGGACUACUAUGCCACCGAAUACUCCGCUGAAAUCGUCAACACCCUCACAAAUCUGAUGUUCAUGUGGCUUGGGCUCAGGGGCAUCCUCAGCUGCAUUCGCAAUCAACAUGACCAGAUCUUCGUCGUCGCCCUGCUAGGCUACCUAGUAGUCGGAACAGGAAGCUUCCUCUUCCACUCAACAUUGAAAUACCCUAUGCAGCUAGUCGACGAGCUCUCCAUGAUAUACACGACCUGUCUAAUGGUCUACGCUUCAUUCUCCUACUCGCGCUCAGUGACCCUCCGGAUCUGGCUCGCCCUAUCUCUAACUGGCCUAGCCGUCUUCAUCACUCUAUACUACCACUACCUCCAAGACCCGGUCUUCCAUCAGAACGCCUAUGCCCUAUUAACGGUCAUCGUGGUAUUCCGGAGUAUGCACACCAUGGAAGUAACUCUGCGACCAAAGUGGCGCCAUUCAACCGAGGAAGACCGCCUAGAGCGUCAGAGGAAGGGUCUCCCUGUGCCAACCAAGGAGCGCCAGCACUACGAGAACGUGCGCGAUCUGAAGACCCUCAAAACCAUGUGGUUUAUGGUUACUUAUGGAUUGAUCAUGUUCCUGGGCGGGUUCUUUAUUUGGAAUUUGGAUAAUGUGUUCUGCUCUCAGGUCCGACAGCUGCGUCGCAAGGUUGGCUUGCCUUGGGGUCUUGUUUUGGAAGGCCAUGGUUGGUGGCACGUCAUGACUGGACUUGGCGCAUACCUCUAUAUCAUCUGGGGCAUCUGGCUCCGUCACUGCCUCAAUAACCGCCAGGACGAGUACCACCUGCGCUGGGCGCGCUUCUGGCAUAUCCCCGAAGUGGUCCGCACCGCUGACAAUGUCACCCAAGACAAAAAGUCAACCUGA
Penicillium canescens is the source of this 966-nucleotide messenger RNA. Its product is annotated as ceramidase. Gene Ontology annotation, cellular component: endoplasmic reticulum membrane. The coding region runs from base 1 to 966 and encodes 321 amino acids. The transcript is spliced from 4 exons. The record is from RefSeq and is a predicted model, not a curated record. Gene Ontology annotation, biological process: ceramide catabolic process; ceramide biosynthetic process. Lineage: Eukaryota; Fungi; Ascomycota; Eurotiomycetes; Eurotiales; Aspergillaceae.